CUCGGCGAGCUGGCGGCGCUGCUCGAGUCGAUCGCGGAGCACUCGAGCGCGGUCCGCGUCCGGGAGAAGGUUCUGGAGAUCAAGGAGCGCGAGUUUGGGCCCGACCACCGCGAGGUGGCCAUCACGCUGAGGAUUCUUGGGAACGCGUACGGCUCCCUUGGCGACUACGCCAAGCAGCGCGAGCUCCUCGAGCGCGCGCUCGCGAUCCAGGAGCGCGAGUACGGCCGCGACCACGUCGAGGUGGCCACCGUGCUGAUGAACCUCGGGAACGCGCACGGCUCCCUCGGCGACUACGCCAAGUCGCGCGAGCUCUACGAGCGCGCGCUCGCGAUCGAGGAGCGCGAGUACGGCGGCGACCACGUUCAGGUGGCCAAGACGCUGCACAACCUCGGGAGCGCGCACGGCGACCUCGGCGACUACGCCAAGCAGCGCGAGCUCCUCGAGCGCGCGCUCGCGAUCGAGGAGCGCGAGUACGGCGGCGACCACGUUGAGGUGGCCAGCACGCUGGGAAAUCUCGGGAACGCGUACAACUCCCUCGGCGACGCGGCCAAGUCGCGCGAGCUCUACGAGCGCGCGCUCGCGAUCGAGGAGCGCGAGUACGGCCGCGACCACGCGGAGGUGGCUGUGACUCUGGCGAACCUCGGGAACGCGCACGGCUCCCUCGGCGACAAUGCCAAGGCACGCGAGCUCCUCGAGCGCGCGCUCGCGAUCAAGGAGCGCGAGUACGGCCGCGACCACGCGGAGGUGGCUGUGACUCUGGCGAACCUCGGGAACGCGUACAACAGACUCGGCGACUACGCCAAGGCGUGCGAGCUCUACGAGCGCGCGCUCGCGAUUUUCGAGCGCGAGUACGGCCGCGACCACGUCCAGGUGGCCAGCACGCUGGUGAACCUCGGGAACGCGUACGGCGACCUCGGCGACGACGCCAAGAAGCGCGACCUCCUCGAGCGCGCGCUCGCGAUAUUCGAGCGCGAGUUCGGCCGCGACCAUCCGCACGCCGCGCUUUGCCGAAGGUUGCUCGGGGGU
Aureococcus anophagefferens is the source of this 1026-nucleotide messenger RNA. RefSeq lists its product as hypothetical. Gene Ontology annotation, molecular function: protein binding. NCBI's taxonomy places the organism in Eukaryota, Pelagophyceae, Pelagomonadales, Pelagomonadaceae. The annotation marks the transcript as partial. The record is from RefSeq and is a predicted model, not a curated record. The transcript has a single exon.